AUGAACAACUCCAAAUACGCACCCAAAACCCCCGCGGAAAAACUCGCCGAGUCAAAAUCCGAAAAGCUCAAAAAAGACAAAGACCGCAUCAACCGCCUCUUACUCCGUCUGCAGUGGAAAGCCGAACUCCUCAUGCUCUCCUACCUGCGCACCCUCGAUCUCCUGCAACACCAAACCAUCCAAACACCGUCAAUGUUCCAACUCGACUUUUUCGAAUUCUACACCUUACUCGAACGCUACAUGCUUUCUUUAUUCUCCUUAUUCGGCAUAUCCAUCUCCUCCUCUCUAUCCCCGGAACAGCAGCAGCAGCGCCACAAUUUCAAUUAUCUGCGCUACGAAACGAAUCCUUCCCUACGCCACACACGGCCAAUGGCGGAUCACGCCUUCCAUGCUAAUCUCCUCGAGGCCCUGGAUGAUCCUGACGGUCCGUUUAAGAAGUGUCUCGGGGAGGGGGAGGUAAGGGUGCAACUUGGUAGAGCAAAGGAGUGUAGGAAUAUGUGGAAGGAUGCGGAUUCUAAGGCAGGAGGGGAAGGGGGGAGGGUGGGGUUGCAGGAGUUGGGCGUGGAGGGCAUGUUGAGGGGGAUUUUGGCCGGGUGCGAGGAGGCGAGGGGGGUGGCAAUGGGGUUUCAGGGCGAUGAUGGGAAGGGGGUGACGAGUCGGGAGUUUGAGAGGUUGUUUGAGGCAGAGGGCAUGGAGGUCGAGGAUGUGCCGUAUGAAUAUAUGGGGGAUGCCAUGGACUUGGAUUAG
Bipolaris oryzae ATCC 44560 is the source of this 747-nucleotide messenger RNA. RefSeq lists its product as uncharacterized. The record is from RefSeq and is a predicted model, not a curated record. The transcript has a single exon. Lineage: Eukaryota; Fungi; Ascomycota; Dothideomycetes; Pleosporales; Pleosporaceae. The coding region runs from base 1 to 747 and encodes 248 amino acids.